UUGAUUCAAAAUAUCAACUAUACAUAAAUAAUGAUCCCUGAAUUUGCAAUAGUAAAGAAAUACUUUGAAUCUCAUCAUAUUACGUUAAACGAGGAGUGGCUGCAGAGUUGUAUUGAGUGGUAUAAAGAGGAGAACCCUGGAAGCAAUUGCGUCAAAGAACUGCAGAAUCGAGUGUAUGAACAAUGGUUAAAUUCGGAUUUCAGAGAGCUCCAGUUAAAUUUACUACCAAACAAUGUUUCCAACCAAAAGAGGAUUGUGUUGUACAAAAGCAUGUGUUUGCAACUCAUGUAUGUGGUGGAUAUAUCAAAGCCCAAGCUGCAUCAAUUGAUGACCAUCCGUAAACCAAAAUCCUACAGCCAGCACUCAACAGAAACUACAUCAGCAAAAAGGGUUUUGGAAUUGGUAUUGACUGAUGGGACACAAGAAGUCUCUGCCAUAGAAUGCCAUGUCAUACCAUUCCUAAAUAUAGAUCUAUCACCUGGGCUGAAAGUUCGUUUGAAUGCUCCAAUUACAAUAAGGAUGGGACAAAUUGUUUUGGAGCAAUCAAGCAUACAGUUGUUGGGUGGAGAGGUUGAUGAUCUUUUGGUUUCUAAUGCAGCUGAAAAUAUCUUGGCUGCAAGGCUGGGACUUGCCUUGAAUCCCACACCAAAUGCAAUGGAAGGAUUCUUCACUCAAAAGGAAAAUGAUACUAGCUCAAAUCAAACUGGAACCAAUUCUAUAAAUAAUCAGAAUUCUUAUAGGGUGGAAGCUUCAAGGCCUCAGAAUCCAGGAACUGUUAAUACAAGAAUUCGCAAUGAAGAAUCACAAGUUCAACCAUAUAACAAUAGAACAAACAAUCCUCGUAAUUCAAAUGUACCGCGCGCAAAAACUCCGGAUAUGUUUGAUGAUGAUUUCGAUGUUAAAGAUUUUGAAACUAUAGAUAAAAUCGUAGAUCAGAACGUACCGAAACCUGAAGUUCUUAUCGAUGAUAUGGAUGAGUUCGAGGAAUUGAUGAGAGCUUCUGAAGUAGAGCAUCAACCGAAGGUACGGAAAAUAGAAGAAAAUACUAGUGCGUCGUCAAUGUUGCCUGUGAGAAAGCCUAUAAAGACAAUUUCGACUCUCAAGAAAAUGAAAGUGAACAGCGGAAAAUUCAUCAUAAACGCGAAAUUCAAUAAAAUCGUUGAAAAAUUGUCGAUAUCUGAACAAGGGUACAGUAUUAAAAUAACCGUGGAGGAUUCGACUGGACUCUUGGAUGCUGCGGUACAUACCGAUAUGAUUGCUACGCUUUGCGGCUACGACCACAAAGCUUUAUUUGCAAUGAAGGAUUCUAUGUCUCAGGACCGGUCUAUAGCAAAGACGAUCUAUAAGUGCAUAGACGGUUUGAAAAGCAAGCUGAUGUCUUUGGAUGGAGAUAUUCAGGUUCUUGUCGAGGCGAAGAAGGAAUGCCCGACGAUUCUGAGGAUGGUUUGAUGGAAUUAAUUGAAAGACGUGCGCAUCGUUAUUUACUUUCUUUAUAUAGGUAAAGCAAAAA
Nicrophorus vespilloides is the source of this 1510-nucleotide messenger RNA. RefSeq names its product recQ-mediated genome instability protein 1-like. NCBI's taxonomy places the organism in Eukaryota, Metazoa, Arthropoda, Insecta, Coleoptera, Silphidae. Bases 31 to 1449 code for a protein of 472 amino acids. The record is from RefSeq and is a predicted model, not a curated record. Gene Ontology annotation, molecular function: nucleotide binding. Gene Ontology annotation, cellular component: RecQ family helicase-topoisomerase III complex; nuclear body. Gene Ontology annotation, biological process: double-strand break repair via homologous recombination; resolution of meiotic recombination intermediates. The transcript has 4 exons.